Messenger RNA from Carya illinoinensis, 2545 nucleotides. RefSeq names its product disease resistance protein RUN1-like. Lineage: Eukaryota; Viridiplantae; Streptophyta; Magnoliopsida; Fagales; Juglandaceae. The record is from RefSeq and is a predicted model, not a curated record. Gene Ontology annotation, biological process: defense response; signal transduction. The coding region runs from base 230 to 1840 and encodes 536 amino acids. Gene Ontology annotation, molecular function: ADP binding. The transcript is spliced from 4 exons.
CCUUUUUUGACAAAGAAGAAGAAAAUUGCUGAUCAGUUUGAAAGUAGCAGCUUCAUUGGUAAUGCCUAGGAAAUUUCACGAGAGUUUAAUUACACAGUGACAGUGACCUACUCAAACCAUCUUGAUCCACUUCCUUAAUAUAAAGCUCCCUACUCACAUAUCUCUCUGCACUCAAUAACUCGGGACCCUUCUUCCUUUCAAAGAAGCUACCAAGAUUUCAAUCUCUUCCAUGGCCAUCCCAAAUGUCUCAUCCUCCUCCUCCCCUUCUUCUUCCCAUCCUUGGAAUCAUGAUGUUUUCCUUAGUUUCAGAGGGGAAGAUACCCGCAAUACCUUUACCGGUCAUCUAUAUAACGCUCUCAUUAUGAAGGGGAUCAACACCUUCAGAGAUGAUUUGUAUCUUCAGAAGGGAGACGAAAUCUCCCCAGCACUUUUGGAAGCCAUUGAACAAUCUAAAAUUUCCAUCAUCGUCUUCUCUAAGGACUAUUGCACCUCCACGUGGUGCUUAGAUGAACUUGUCAAGAUUCUCGAGUGUCGGAAAUCGAUCGGCCAAAUGGUUCGACUCAUUUUCUACGAUGUGAAUCCUUCAGAUGUGCGGAAACAGUUUGUAAAAAGGAUCGAUAUGCAUGAAAAUAAAGUCAACAAGGAUAAGCAGAGGUGGAAGGAGGCUCUCGAAGAGGCAGCCAACUUGUGCGGUUGGCAUUUGGACAAAGGGAAUGAGUCCGAUUUUAUCCAGCGCAUUGUUGAAGAGAUGUCAAGUAUAUUAAUGAAGCGCACAUCUUUAGAUGUUGCGAAGAACCCAGUCGGAUUAGAUUCUCACAUAAAGGUCAUGAGUGAGUUGUUGAGUGUUGGGAAUGAUGACGUUCGCAUGGUUGGAAUCCAUGGAAUUGGUGGAAUAGGUAAAACCACUAUCGCAAAAGCUGUAUACAACUCCUUUGCUCAUCAAUUUCAAAGUUGCUGCUUUCUUGCUGAAGUCCGAGAAACUACAAACCGGUCCGGCCUUGUUAAAUUACAAAAAACACUUCUAUCUGAGACCUUGAGCAUGAAUACCAAAUUAAAGGUGAGAAGUGUGGAUAGAGGAAUUACUGUAAUAAAGGAGAGGCUCUGCCAUAAGAAGGUUCUUUUAGUUCUUGAUGAUGUCAAUAAGGUGGAACAACUUGAAAAAUUAGCAGGAGAUAAGAAUUGGUUUGGUCCAGGAAGUCGAAUCAUUAUUACAACUAGAGAUCAACAUGUGCUAGAUACUCAUGGAGUAGAAAGAAGAUACAAGGUCCAAGAAUUAAGUGCUGCUGAUGCUCUUCAACUUCUUAGUUUGAAUGCUUUCCAUAAGUCUUAUCCUGAAGAAGGGUAUGAGGAGCUCAUAAAUAGUGUGGUUCAGUACGCCAAGGGCCUUCCCUUGGUUCUAGUGGUGUUGGGGUCUUUCCUAUGUGGUAGAAGCAAACCUCAAUGGGAAAGCACAAUACGUAAAAUGCAAAGAAGUCUUGACAAAGAUAUCUAUGAAAUACUUAAAAUAAGCUUUGAUGCACUGGACGACAAUGAGAAGGCUAUCUUCCUUUAUAUUGCGUGUUUCUUUAAGGGAGAAGAGAGAGAUUUUGUAACAAAAAUUUGGGAAGCGAGUGAUUUUGAUCCAGUUAUUGGAAUACAAGUUCUCAUCGAAAGAUCUUUGGUGAAUGUUGAUCAACAUGAACGAUUGCAGAUGCAUGACGUGAUACAAUUGAUGGGUAGGAAUAUUGUUCAUCAAGAAUCUCCCGACGAGCCAGGAGAGCGAAGCCGAUAUGGUCUCAUGAGGAUAUUCUCCGUGUUCUUAAGGAAAAUACGGGAACUUAUAAUGCAAUUCAAGCCAUAAAGCUAGAUUUGUUCGGGCAAAAAGAUAUUUUGCUGAAUCCUAGUGCGUUUACAAGAAUGAAAAGGCUUAGACUGCUUAGAAUCCGUCAUGCACGCUUUUCAGAGAGUCCUAAAAGUUUGUCUAAUGAGCUAAUAUUGCUUGAUUGGGAUGGAUACCCAUCACCAUCUCUGCCGUCCAAUUUUCAUCCUCAGAAACUUGUUACUCUCAACAUGCAUCACAGUAAAAUCAAGCAAUUCGAAGGAAUAAAGGUUUCAGGUCAAUAUUCAUUCAGCCAGUGGAUAUUUUCUGGUAUAGAGAGGCAUGUGGGCAUCAGGAUCAGCUGGUAGUAUCAAAGAAAAAUGGUGAGAUCAACCGUUACAAAAGUCAUACCUGCUUUCAAUGGAGCUACCAGUGAACUUUACGUUGGAGGGAGGUUAUUCUGCUGGAAGUGUAUCCCCUAUCUACAAGAAUUGUGUAGUUGUUGUAUGCAUUAAUAGUUGUUGUUAAAAAUGCUGAUGACCCUCUUCUCCUUCCCACAGGGUAAACAGAGAAUUUUCCAUUUCCCUCAAAGACUAUGAUAUUGGAACAUUCCUGAUCAAUGUUGUAAAUAUAUAUAUGGGGCAAUAGUUUUUCAUGGAUUUGUUGUCUGUAUCCCAGCACAGUUAUGUUUAAUGGGUUAUUAGUUGUAAGAAACAGGGGAACGUAAUUAAAGUAUAAUUAUGCUUA